Messenger RNA from Penicillium cinerascens, 1415 nucleotides. RefSeq names its product putative citrate synthase Cit1 (gene mcsA). The transcript is spliced from 3 exons. NCBI's taxonomy places the organism in Eukaryota, Fungi, Ascomycota, Eurotiomycetes, Eurotiales, Aspergillaceae. Bases 1 to 1398 code for a protein of 465 amino acids. Gene Ontology annotation, biological process: carbohydrate metabolic process; tricarboxylic acid cycle. Gene Ontology annotation, cellular component: mitochondrial matrix. The record is from RefSeq and is a predicted model, not a curated record. Gene Ontology annotation, molecular function: 2-methylcitrate synthase activity.
AUGGCCCUGAGCUUCAGAACCACCCGCCAUGCCACCAGGUUGGCCCAGGCCGCGCGACCGCUCUUCUCGGCCCGCCACUACGCGACUGCCGAGCCCGACCUGAAGACUGCCCUGAAGGAGGUCAUCCCCGCCAAGCGCGAGCUCCUUCAGAAGGUCAAGGCCCAGAGCGAUGAGACCAUUGGUGAGGUCAAGAUUGGCAGUGUCAUUGGAGGCAUGCGUGGCCUGAAGGCUAUGCUGUGGGAGGGAUCGGUGCUGGACGCCGACGAGGGUAUCCGGUUCCACGGCAAGACGAUCAAGGAUUGCCAGAAAGAGCUCCCCAAGGGCACCACUGGAACCGAGAUGCUCCCAGAAGCCAUGUUUUGGCUGCUCUUGACCGGUCAGGUUCCCUCCACCUCCCAGGUGCGCGCCUUCUCCAAGGAGCUGGCCGAGAAGUCCUAUCUCCCCUCUCACAUCCUGGACUUGAUCAAGUCUUUCCCCAAGUCCAUGCACCCAAUGACCCAGCUGUCAAUCGCCGUCGCUGCUCUGAACACGGAGUCCAAGUUCGCCCAGGCCUAUGAGAAGGGCCUGAACAAGGCCGAGUACUGGGAGCCUACUUUCGACGACUGCAUCUCGCUGCUCGCCAAGAUUCCCCGCGUUGCUGCGCUGGUCUUCCGCCCCAACGAGAUUGAUCUCGUCGGCAACCAGACCCUGGAUGUUGCCCAGGAUUGGUCUUACAACUUUGCCGAGCUUCUGGGCAAGGGCGGCGCCGAGAACAGUGACUUCCACGACCUUCUCCGCCUGUACCUGGCCCUGCACGGUGACCACGAGGGUGGAAACGUUUCUGCCCACGCUACUCACCUGGUCGGUAGCGCCCUGAGCGAUCCUUUCCUCAGCUACAGUGCCGGUCUUCUGGGUCUCGCUGGCCCCUUGCACGGAUUGGCCGCCCAGGAGGUCCUCCGCUGGAUCAUGCAGAUGCAGGAUAAGAUCGGCACCAAGUUCACCGAUGAGGACGUCCGCACUUACCUGUGGGAUACCCUCAAGUCUGGCCGUGUCGUUCCCGGCUACGGCCACGGUGUUCUGCGCAAGCCCGACCCUCGCUUCGAGGCCCUGAUGGACUUCGCUUCCACCCGUCCGGAUGUUCUGGCCAACCCUGUCUUCCAGCUCGUCAAGAAGAACUCUGAGAUUGCCCCCGGUGUUCUGACCGAGCACGGCAAGACCAAGAACCCCCACCCCAACGUCGACGCCGCUUCCGGUGUCCUUUUCUACCACUAUGGUUUCCAGCAGCCCCUGUACUACACCGUCGCCUUCGGUGUCAGCCGUGCCCUCGGACCUUUGGUCCAGCUCAUCUGGGACCGCGCCCUGGGCAUGCCCAUUGAGCGCCCCAAGAGCAUCAACCUCCUCGGCCUCCUGAAGAAAUAAGCUACACGUUGAACGUG